GGGCGCCGCGCGCGGAGGCUCCCGCGCCUGCCGCUGCGCCCUCCAGCCCCAGCUCCUUGCGCCGGCCCGCGUGGGUCCCGGUGGGCGCGAACCCACCAUGCAGCUGCAGUUCCGGAGCUGGAUGCUGGCUGCGCUCACGCUGCUCGUGGUCUUCCUCAUCUUCGCAGACAUCUCGGAGAUCGAAGAAGAAAUCGGGAAUUCUGGAGGCAGAGGUACAAUCAGAUCAGCUGUGAACAGCUUACAUAGCAAAUCUAAUAGAGCUGAAGUUGUAAUAAAUGGCUCCUCGUCCCCGGCUCUUGUUGACAGAAGUAAUGAAGGCUUUAAGCGCAACAUCCAGCCAGCCUCGGCCAAGUGGAGACACAACCAAACGCUCUCUCUGAGGAUCAGGAAGCAAAUCUUAAAGUUCUUGGAUGCUGAAAAGGACAUUUCUGUCCUCAAGGGGACCCUGAAACCUGGAGAUAUUAUUCAUUACAUCUUCGACCGAGACAGCACAAUGAACGUGUCCCAGAACCUCUAUGAGCUCCUCCCCAGAACCUCUCCACUGAAGAACAAGCACUUCGGGACUUGUGCCAUCGUGGGCAACUCCGGGGUCUUGCUGAACAGCGGCUGCGGGCAGGAGAUUGACACACACAGCUUUGUCAUCAGGUGCAACCUGGCCCCGGUGCAGGAGUACGCCCGGGACGUGGGGCUCAAGACAGACCUGGUGACCAUGAACCCCUCUGUCAUCCAGCGGGCCUUCGAGGACUUGGUCAACGCCACGUGGCGGGAGAAGCUGCUGCAGCGGCUGCACAGCCUCAACGGCAGCAUCCUGUGGAUCCCCGCCUUCAUGGCCAGGGGUGGCAAGGAGCGGGUCGAGUGGGUCAACGAGCUCAUCCUGAAGCACCGCGUCAACGUGCGUACUGCAUACCCCUCUCUGCGCCUGCUGCACGCCGUCCGCGGAUACUGGCUGACUAACAAAGUUCACAUCAAAAGACCCACCACGGGCCUCUUGAUGUACACCCUGGCCACGCGUUUCUGCAACCAGAUCUACCUCUAUGGCUUCUGGCCCUUUCCGCUAGAUCAGAACCAGAACCCCGUCAAGUACCACUAUUACGACAGCCUCAAGUACGGCUACACUUCCCAGGCCGGUCCCCAUACCAUGCCCUUGGAGUUCAAGGCCCUGAAGAACCUGCACGAGCAGGGGGCUUUGAAACUGACUGUCGGCCAGUGCGACGGGGCCACGUAA
Messenger RNA from Aethalodelphis obliquidens (Pacific white-sided dolphin), 1225 nucleotides. RefSeq names its product ST8 alpha-N-acetyl-neuraminide alpha-2,8-sialyltransferase 2 (gene ST8SIA2). The record is from RefSeq and is a predicted model, not a curated record. NCBI's taxonomy places the organism in Eukaryota, Metazoa, Chordata, Mammalia, Artiodactyla, Delphinidae. The transcript is spliced from 6 exons. Gene Ontology annotation, molecular function: alpha-N-acetylneuraminate alpha-2,8-sialyltransferase activity. Bases 98 to 1225 code for a protein of 375 amino acids. Gene Ontology annotation, biological process: oligosaccharide metabolic process; N-glycan processing.